Molecule: messenger RNA, 824 nt
Organism: Dendroctonus ponderosae (mountain pine beetle)
Lineage: Eukaryota; Metazoa; Arthropoda; Insecta; Coleoptera; Curculionidae
Product: homeobox protein rough
Exons: 4
Coding region: 1-708 (235 amino acids)
Biological process (GO): regulation of DNA-templated transcription
Molecular function (GO): DNA binding; DNA-binding transcription factor activity, RNA polymerase II-specific
Source: RefSeq, a predicted model, not a curated record
AUGGUUCCCACGGCGGCCCUCAUGAAGCAAAAGAACCAUCAACCCUCCAGCCCUAGGGAAUUUUUCCAGAAGCUUUACGGCCACUUGGAACCCAAAGAGCCCAAAGAGCUGGCCGCUAAAGCGGAGGCGCCGCAAUUCGCACCAAGGGAUUUUGCAAACUCCCCCAAAAGGAACCUUUUGAUCGGUUGCUCACGGGAGGAGCUGGUGGUUCCAGUGCCCGUCCUGGCAACCCCCCUGCCCUUUUUGCUGCCGGCUCAGUCCCAACUGGCUGCAGCCGCUGCAGGACUAUCGGCCUUUUUGGCCAGACGGAGGCGUAAAGAGGGCAGACCGCGCCGCCAGCGGACCACCUUCAGUUCUGAGCAAACGCUGCGCUUGGAGAUCGAGUAUCAGCGCUCAGAAUACAUUAGUAGAGGACGGCGCUGCGAGCUGGCCGAUGAGCUCAGGCUCUCCGAGACUCAGAUCAAGAUCUGGUUUCAGAACCGACGCGCCAAAGACAAGCGAAUAGAAAAGGCGCACUUGGAUCAGCACUAUCGAAAACUCAUGGGUUCAUUUCAGACCGCCCUAUGCACCGAGGGCCCCUGUUUUCACCCCUUUAUCAGCCCCCAACUAUCCCAGCCGCUGGCCAAUUCGGAAAUUCAGCCCGGCAGCGUAACGUUCAGCAAUGCCGGCACUUCGCUGGCCGAAAACAGCAACAGCGCUAGCCCCUAAGUACUUAAACAGCGCUGUCAAGAGCUGAAUAUCAAAAAACGGGCCUACGGCGCCCAUGAUCUAGUCUUAGGCUAUUGUGUAUAUAAAAGCUCAGUUAAUCAGGAUAUUUCUAAGAA